Malassezia sympodialis ATCC 42132 is the source of this 1026-nucleotide messenger RNA. RefSeq names its product Rrp7p (gene RRP7). The record is from RefSeq and is a predicted model, not a curated record. Gene Ontology annotation, cellular component: UTP-C complex; CURI complex. Gene Ontology annotation, molecular function: nucleic acid binding. Gene Ontology annotation, biological process: ribosomal small subunit assembly; rRNA processing. Lineage: Eukaryota; Fungi; Basidiomycota; Malasseziomycetes; Malasseziales; Malasseziaceae.
AUGGCUCGCAGCGAAGCGCCCCUAGCUGGCUUCGAGCCGCUACCUGUAUCGUAUGGAGUCGAUGCAAACGAGAGGGACAUUCUCCAUUAUAUGUAUGUUCGUCCCCAUGCGAGCACAAGCGAAGACAGCGACCUCCCUGCUGGCCGCACGCUUUUUGUUGUGAAUGUGCCGGUCGAUGCGUCGCGCGGUACGCUGCGCGAGCUCUUCCGCAAGGCGGGAGCUGUAGAGUCCGUCCAGGUGCAUAAUGUGGGUGAUCGACCAAUCCAGGACGGGGACGACGAGGACGAAGAGGCUGCCACAGCGACGGACAGCGUCGAGCCUUCUGUGGACCAGAAGAAUGCACCGCCCAAGGUCGAGCCGCUGCCGCAGCUGGAACCCCAGGUGCUCCUCAGCUCAUGUUCGAGCGCGCACAUCGUGUUUGUCGACGAGUCGUCGUUGGAUCGCGCGAUGAAGCUGCCUAAGCGCCACGCGGCCAAGCCUCCGAAGUGGCCCCAGCCCGACGCGCGCCGAGAGUCUGAACCUACCGCGAGCCUUGUCGGGCUUCCGUUCUUCCUGGAGCGCUUCCGCUUGCACCACCCGCCGCAUGAGAUUGUGAAGCGCCACGUCGAUUCAGCCAUUGCCCGAUACACAUGGAUUCGAAACCACCCGCAGUGGCUGCUGGAUCAGCGUAUGCAGGGCGACACCAAGUCCAGUAUGGGCGUGGGUAUCCAGGCGGCUAGUGUAGGUCCGAAUGGCGAGCUGCUGGACGAGGACGGCUUUGUGAUUGUGCAGAAAGGGAACCGCUAUGGACGUUCUGGUGCUGAGGACAACACAUUUGCAGCGAUUACGCCUGAAUUCGAGGAGGAAAUGCGGCAGAACCCAGAAAAGAAGAAGCCGAAGGAGCUGGUCGACUUUUACCGGUUCCAGUUCCGCGAAAAGAAACGGCAGCAAUUCGCGAACUUGCGCGCGCAGUUCGAAGCGGACAAGAAAAAGGUUGCCCAACGCAAAGCACUCCUUCGCUACAAGCCGUAUGUACACAUUAUCUGA